Frankliniella occidentalis (western flower thrips) is the source of this 3487-nucleotide messenger RNA. RefSeq lists its product as uncharacterized. Bases 178 to 2865 code for a protein of 895 amino acids. The transcript is spliced from 2 exons. Lineage: Eukaryota; Metazoa; Arthropoda; Insecta; Thysanoptera; Thripidae. The record is from RefSeq and is a predicted model, not a curated record.
CCACCCGGCCGGCAACCCAGCCCCAGCGGCAUCAGUCUCUUUGCGACAGCGCGGCUGAGCAGUCGUGUCCUGCCUGCCGCGGGCCGUGCCGUGCCGUGUGCGCGCGUUGCCAUUGUUGUUAGUUUGUUGCCGGUGCGCGACGACAGUGGACAGUGUGUGCGUUGUGCUUCACAUCACAUGUCGCAGUCGCCAUUCGAGAUGGCGGGGCAGGGACCGUUGCCGCAGCAGCAGCACUCAGUCCGUCCCGAGCGUGCGGGGGUGCGCCCUCCGCAGGCCCGCGAACCUCCACCGCAGCACCCGGAGGCGGUGUUCAAGGUGCCUCAGCAGCCGAAACGGCAGAAGUCGCUCGCAGAGGUUUUGCCUGAUCGGAGGAAGGUCCAUGAUCAGUCGGUUCCUCAGGGGAUGCACCACGACAAGUCGUCCGACCAGAACGAGCUCCAGAAGAAGUCGCUCCUAGAGCUGUUGUCUCAACGGUGUAAACUCCAGGAGCAGUUGUUUCAUCAGAAGGUGCAGCGAGAGAUGUCGUCUCUUCGUGUGGUCCAGGGGCUGCCGUCUCAUCAGAAGGUGCCUCAUGUGAAGGCGUCCCAUCAGAAGGUGCACCAGCACCAUGAGAAAUCAUCUCAUCAGAAGGUGCACCACGACAAGUCGUCUCAUCAAAAGGUGCCAGUCGUCAAGUCGUCUCAUCAAAAGGUGCCAGUCGUCAAGUCGUCUCAUCAAAAGGUGCCCGUCGUUAAGUCGUCUCAUCAAAAGGUGCCCGGCGUCAAGUCGUCUCAUCUAAAGGUGCCCGUCGUCAAGUCGUCUCAUCUAAAGGUGCCCGUCGUCAAGUCGUCUCAUCAAAAGGUGCCCGGCGUCAAGUUGUCUCAUCAACAGGUGCCCGGCAUCAAGACGUCUCAUCAAAAGGUGCCUGGCGUCAAGUCGUCUCAUCAGAAGAUGCUCGGCGAGAAGUCUCAUCUGAAGGUGCCCGGCGAGAAGUCAUCUCAUCAAAAGUUGCAUCACAAGAAGUCGUCUCAUCAGGUGCACCAUGAGAAGUCGUCUCAUCAGAAGGUGUCCGGGGAGAAGUCAUCUAAUCAAAAGUUGCACCAUGAGAAAUCGUCUCAUAAGAUGUUGCCCCAUGGGAAGUCGUCUCAUCAGAAGGUGCUCCGCGAGAAGUCGUCAAAUCACAGGCUGCUCCACGAGAAAUCGUCGAAUCAGAAACUCGACUCUCAGCAGAAAGUGCCGUAUCAGGGGGUGCCCCACAGCAAGCCGCCUCACCAGAUGGCCUCUGCCUCCUCCCUCCCUAGAAGCAAAAAGACCACACAGACGGAAGGACGACGGGAUCUGUUGGAGAAGCUGUUUAAAUACUGCAAGGAAAGUCAUCCUCCUCUCCCGUCUGGAAAAAAUCCACUAAAAGGGUGGACCGUACGCGCCGCCCUGGACCUCGACAUCCUUGACCUCGAGAGCCCAAAUUGUGGGCCAGACUGGAUUAAACCCCCGAAAGAGCUGCGCCACCCCCUCCUGUGGGUUUCUCCUUCGGAUCCCAACUUCAAGAACUUCAGGAAGCUGGUAGUCUUUCUGUCGUUGAGGUUUCGCCUGCCGCUGCGUAGAGGCGUUGGAGAAUAUCUCAACUCUUCCUCUGAACCAAAACUUGCGAGCCCAAAGGUCCAGUCUGCAAAAUCUGUUCCUGAGACUCCCCACCUGAAGAAAUCCGGGUCAAGCAAACCCUCAGCCAAGUACUACAAACCCACUACUCAGGAGGACUCCCUGAAGAGACUUCCGAGCACAGUUGUAGGGACUGCCACUCACGUCCCUCCUGAUCAAGAAUCAAGAAGCAAGUCUCUUUCGGAGACCAGGCUUUUGGACUCGAUUUCUAUACAAUUGAAGGACUCAGACAAACCUGGACAAAGCUUGUCCUCAGAAACUGACAGUCUUGCUGCCCCACACCCAGAAACAAGAUGUGAGUCUCCUUGGGAGACGAAUACUGCCACUUUUCUCAAUCCAGAACCAAGAUGUGAAUCGCCUUGGGAGACCGACAUCGACUCUCCUGUCUUCUCUGGUCAACCAAGAUGUGCGUCUCUGUUGUCAAACAAUCCAGUGAAUAGCCCCCAGAGCAAGUCUGAUAUAGACUCCCAAAAAGUAGUUCAGAGAGUGUCUGUAGAGCCUGGCAGUCUUGCUUCUCUCAAACGAAAGCAAAGCGACAAGUCUGCUUCAUUGGACAUAUUGUUUUCAGAAGAUGUCAUUAAGUUUAAACAUUUUAAAUACGAUGUACAGGGAUGGGAUGAAGAUUAUUUCAAAAUUUGCCAAACAGUAGACGAGACUGAAUCUUUAAUGGUUGAAACAACAAUCGACGUACCUGAGAUAUUGGAGUGCAGUCCUCAGAUUCGUAAUCCAAACGACAAUCAUGAACUGUCUGCGAAAGACCAAUGCCCACUGAUUGACAUUACUGGUGACAGUCCUGAGGCUAUCUGGUGUAGUCCUCUUGCUUGUGAUCAAAACAACGGUCCUCCUAGUGUUCAAGAUGACAUCCAAGCCCAUCCAGCGUCGCCACAGGAACCAGGCUCCUAUUGUAAUGAUAGUAAAUCAUCUGAAAAUGGUGUUGUAGAGGAUAUUGAUAUGAUAACUGAUGAACAGGAAGAAGAAGACUAUUUGGUGGAAAAAAUACAUUGUGUGAAUAAUUCAGAGCCUGAAACAUUAAGGUGCAGAGGAAAUGAAGGUGUUCAGUCUGCAGGAACACACCUUAAUAUAAUUGAGGUGCAAUAUCAAAGUCAAACUACAAAAAUUGACUCAAGCAAUAGGAUAUACCAUUUUAGGUCCAUACUAAUUAAAAUUGCUCAAAAUAAUGCAAAAUUGUUAAAUGAAAAGAAUUUCUCAAUGAUGCAAAAUUGUUAGAGUUUAGUUUCUGCAAAGAUCAGCAUGUUAAGUUGAAGUUAAUUUUGUUCUCAAAUCUAUAAAUAAACCUAAGUGUUUCUUGUCAUCUUGUCUUCUAGUCAUGUAGGCUAGGCAAGGAAAAGUUUUAUGUUCAAGUAUAAAAUAUUUUAUUUGUUAAGGUCAACAAAGACUUCAUAAAUUUACAUCAUAUACAAAAACAAAUCACAAUAUGUUUAAACAAAUAUGAUGCUAUAAGAUUUACAGUUAUUUACAGAAGCGAUCAAUUGUUGUAAUAAAAUAACUGAAUAAACCUGUAGUAAUCACAAAUGGUGGACAUUAUAAUGCCAACUUUUGAUAAAAUGGACAUCAUACUUCUGUACAAACAAGAAUAACAUUAUGUAAGAGUUUGGAUAUAAUCUUUAAAAUUUGUAUCUCGCAAACUAACAUGUUUAUUUUUUAUAAUCAUUGACUAAAGUAAAUUUCAUUGCUUUGUUGUAAGCCCAAAUGUCAGUAAAAUUUAAAGCACAGCCUAGUAUGUAGGAGGAAGAGUGUGAACUUUAGAUGUAAACUCAGUUUUGGAUUAGAUGGCAGGCAUGUUGAAUACACUAAAUUUCAAUAAAGCCAUAUGUGGCGCUCCUAUGCA